CUAAGCCAAAAGUCAUCAGUUGCACUCAAGACUUAACCAGCAAUCAAUCGAAUCGAAUAGAACGACCGGCUAGCAAGAUGCGUCUAACAAUUUUCGCCUUGAUUGGCAUCCUGUGCCUGGCCUGCGCCUACGCUUUGGAUGAUGCCACCGCCAACAACAACGAGCAGUUGAUCGGACUCCUCGACGUCGCCGACCAGGGAGCCAACCACGCCAACGAUGGAGCACGAGAGGCUCGCCAGUGGGGCGGCGGAUGGGGUCACCGUGGUGGCGGAUGGGGUGGACGCGGCGGAUGGGGAGGCGGCGGAUGGGGUGGACGCGGCGGCGGAUGGGGAGGACGAGGCGGAUGGGGUGGCGGCGGAUGGGGCGGCAGACACGGAGGAUGGGGCGGCGGUUGGGGCCGAUAAGGCUGUACAACUGUCAUCCCCUCGAGCUGACAUCGCUGACCACGCCUCCGGCCAAAGCCCACCAAUUGCUCCACGUCGCAGGAUCUCCACCCACUUUGGAGGUCGAGGCGUUAAUAAAGAACAUUGAAGCAUUAUAA
This is a messenger RNA of Drosophila ficusphila, 541 nucleotides long. RefSeq names its product glycine-rich RNA-binding protein 2. The record is from RefSeq and is a predicted model, not a curated record. The transcript has a single exon. Bases 78 to 404 code for a protein of 108 amino acids. Lineage: Eukaryota; Metazoa; Arthropoda; Insecta; Diptera; Drosophilidae.